This is a messenger RNA of Camelina sativa (false flax), 895 nucleotides long. Its product is annotated as cadmium-induced protein AS8. The record is from RefSeq and is a predicted model, not a curated record. NCBI's taxonomy places the organism in Eukaryota, Viridiplantae, Streptophyta, Magnoliopsida, Brassicales, Brassicaceae.
GGGAAGAAAAAGAAAUCGAAUGAUGAGUGUUUUUGUUUGCACUUAGGGGAUCGAACUAAGGUGAGAACAAGGAAGGGAAAGAUCGAAACAAGCGAGAAGAAUUGAAAUAGCAAAUCCAUUUUAAUUAAUGGUCUUGAUGAUCAUUAAAGGAAUAUUUAGGAGAUAUGAGAAAUGGAAUCCUGUUCAUCCUACUUAUGGAGCUUUUUGGGGUAUGGGGAUUGGGAUUGGUUGUGGUGUCGGAUGGGGACCUGGUUUUGGCCCUGAGGUCAUUGGUUAUGUAGGUGCAGGCUGCGGUGUUGGUUUUAGUGUUGGCAUUACACUUGCUGGUCUUGGCAUUGGUCUCCCCACAAAUCUUCUUCUUGCAACUCCUUAUAACACUGUGGAAGCAACUAGAAAGGGCGCUUUCAAGUUCUUUGGUAAAAAUCUCUCAACCUAUGAUUUCAUGCCUCAAGUUGGGGAGUUGCAGAGACAAGUCAGUGAGAUGUGCUCUGGUUUUAACAAAAAGCCUCACAUAGAUUAUAAGUUUGACAUAAAAAGUUUUCCUUUGUUCAUUUCACAUGAUUGUGGAAAAUUUGGGAGACAUCUUCUCCAUGUGCGCAAAGGUUCGGAGGGCAACAAAUCACCACGAGGAUCUUAAGCAUCUGAGACACACACUUCUAGAUUGUUACUAUGAUUGGCAUAUGUGAAUGUGACUGUGAAAUAUUCAGCACAAAUCAGAACCAAAUCUGAAGCACUUGUGUCUUACAAUUACAGAGAUAUGAAUAAGAGGUUAGGGAUUUGACUCAUAGACAGUUCAGAGUAGUUGUUUCACAAAAGGAUAAAAAAAGACCAGAAGUGUAGUUAAUGUUACACCACAGGUUUAUGCUUUGCCCUUAAUCAAAUAAAUUUUUUUCUC